Molecule: messenger RNA, 292 nt
Organism: Amoebophrya sp. A120
Lineage: Eukaryota; Dinophyceae; Syndiniales; Amoebophryaceae
Source: the annotation of a GenBank genome assembly
GCAAGGGGUGCUGCGUGGAGGCGGGCGCCGCAAUGGACGACGCCAGGCGGUGCUGUGCCGGGGUGUGCUGCCGGAAGCUGUGCGAGCGACGAGAAAGUGAUGAGUUGAACAACGGCGCCAUCCCGCCUUCCUGCGUGAAUCCGUGCUGCAAAUGCGAGCGGAACUCUGAGUCAGACCUGGGUUUGUGCGAAACCUGUUGCUCCUGCUGCUGCAUUCUCGCAGGUGGCCUGGGUCAGGAUUGCGGUCGUGGGUGCGAGGUCUUUGCGACGAAUGUGAUCAAACCUGUGUUUCA